AGGGCCUGUACUUCGCCUACAGGAGCACAUGCGGUCCAGAGAGGGAGAAGGUCAACGAGCCGUCCGCGUUCUUCCUGGCCGGGCGCAGCAUGGAGUGGUGGGCCAUCGGCCUCAGCAUCUUCGCGUCGAACAUCGGGACGGAGCACUUCGUCGGGCAGGCCGGCGCGGCGGCCGCCACCGGCAUGCCCGUGGCGAUCUAUGAGUGGACCGCUGGCCUGCUGAUAUUCGCCCUCGGCUGGGGCCUGGCGCCGAUGUACCUGGGGCUGGACCUCAUGACCGUCCCGGAGUGGUUCGAGCGCCGCUUCAACAAGUGGUGCCGCCUCUUCCUCGCGGGGAUCUCCAUCUUAGCGUACGUAAUCACGAAGAUUGCGGCAUCGCUCUUCGCGGGUGCCGUAUUGUUUGACGUGAUCCUCGAGGUCGACAUGUGGAAAAGCGUCCCAGUCCUCCUGGUGUUCACGGCCAUCUACUCUGCCGCUGGCGGGCUGAAGGCGGUCAUGUACACCGACUCCAGCCAGGCGAUCAUAUUCAUCGUUGGUGGCAUCGCUGGGUGCAUCGUGGCGCUCACCAAAAUAGGCGGCGUGUCGGGCAUGGUCGACACCCUGAACGAUGCGGGACUCGGCUACUUCACGCACACCCUGCGCCCGAUAAGUGACAUAGACUACCCUUGGCUGGGCAUGCUGCUCGGGCAGCCCAUCGCGUCCGUCUGGUACUGGUGCAUCGACCAGGCGGUGGGAGCCAGCUUCCGGGCUCAGAAGGUGUAA
This is a messenger RNA of Prorocentrum cordatum, 761 nucleotides long. NCBI's taxonomy places the organism in Eukaryota, Dinophyceae, Prorocentrales, Prorocentraceae. The record is from the annotation of a GenBank genome assembly.